Molecule: messenger RNA, 1639 nt
Organism: Bursaphelenchus okinawaensis
Lineage: Eukaryota; Metazoa; Nematoda; Chromadorea; Rhabditida; Aphelenchoididae
Source: the annotation of a GenBank genome assembly
AUGGACGACAAGCCAGUAAACCUAACAUGGCUAACAAAAACCACAACAUAUCCGUUCGCUUUACCUUAUUCUGAAGACAAAGUUACCAAAGUAAUAAAAGAAAAGCCUACAAGUAGGCCGCCUCACAGUUUGGCCGUUCUUAUUUACGAAACGUUCCGCCAUCACCGUUCCCAACUUACUGUGUCUCAAAUUGCUGACAGUAUCGCUAGAAAGUAUGAUUACUAUCGGAUUCGAAAACAAUGGACGGUAAGGUUUCGUGAGAAGUUUAUUGUUUUAAAUAUGAAAAUUUGGGGCCGAUGAACAAUCAUUCCCCCAGCUACAGUCAUUCCCCCAAGCGCAAAAUCAUUCCCCACAAAGUUAAGUUGAACUUAACUUGUACUAGUCCAGAACAUUGGCACAGGUGAGAGCUGGCAACGACCCAAGUGUUGGAGCUGAUGAUACCAUCGCGCGAUGAGGGGCUGGAGAAGGGACCGGCUGACGACCUCGGAACUUGGCUCGAAUGACGAUUUCUGGGGAAAUCGGUUGCUUUUAUAGGGAUUUUUUGCAUAAACUUUGAAAGUGUAGACCUAGUUUUGAAUAAUGAAUAGACUCAAAGUGCAAUGGGAAAGUGACUAAGGGUUUUCUAAGUCUGGGGUAUGAUAGUAAUACAGGUGGGGCAUGAUAGUAAUACAGGUGGGGUAUGAUAGCAAUACAGGUGGGGUAUGAUAGUAAUACAGGUGGGGUAUGAUAGUAAUACAGGUGGGGUAUGAUAGUAAUACAGGUGGGGUAUGAUAGCAAUACAGGUGGGGUAUGAUAGUAAUACAGGUGGGGCAUGAUAGUAAUACCGAGUGGGACACAACGGUUGUUUUUUUUUACUUUUUUGGAGAUCACUGAUUCCUUCGUAAGUUUGCGGUCCGACCAUAAUUCAGCAAACAAAAUGAAAGAAUGAGAAAUUGAAAAAAAAUCUUAAAAUUUGAAUAAGUGGGGAAUGAUUGUAGCUCAUUUCCAUGGGGCAUUAUUAUUCACCUGCUGGGGAGUUAUUCUUCAUGAGAACCGAAAAUUUUUAAAACGGUAAACAAAUAUCGUUUUAGAUUACUGGUACAAUUAGAAACGCUUUAAGCAAAGACCCAAGAUUUAAAAAACUACCAAAAGAUGGAGCAAUGGGACGACGAGCAAACUACUGGAUUCUAGACAACCCUUUUAUGUAAGUUAUUUAAAUUACAGAUGUAAAAUGAAUACGAUAAAGAAAAAUAACAAUAAAUUUUUAUAAGACCUUGUAAUAAAAAUUCAAAAAAAAAAAUAAUUCACAAGGAGUACCCUUCAAAAUACUACUUCAAGUUCAUAUUAUAACUAAAAUCAUUGUAGUUGGCAAGAAAUAAUGAAUGGAACAGCGCCCGAGAUCAAGAAUGAUGCAGACCUACGAGUUGAACUAGCCAAAAGAUACAUAACAGAAGACAUGGAUCCGUUGAGUAAAUACAUAGACAGUAACAACAACCAAUACGAUGAGAGUCUGACAGAUUGGACUAACCUAGAAGUUUGCAAAUUAGGAGAGGGAGUAGAACAGGAAAUUCAAGAGAUUCUGAAGAGCAGCGACUUCUCACCUCAACACCAACAACAUCCUUGGGCUGAGGAUGUUAAGGUGGAAGAUUGGAUAUUAUGA